Molecule: messenger RNA, 4466 nt
Organism: Sitodiplosis mosellana (orange wheat blossom midge)
Lineage: Eukaryota; Metazoa; Arthropoda; Insecta; Diptera; Cecidomyiidae
Product: signal transducer and transcription activator-like
Exons: 7
Coding region: 3122-3964 (280 amino acids)
Biological process (GO): regulation of cell population proliferation; cell surface receptor signaling pathway via JAK-STAT; defense response
Molecular function (GO): RNA polymerase II cis-regulatory region sequence-specific DNA binding; DNA-binding transcription factor activity, RNA polymerase II-specific
Source: RefSeq, a predicted model, not a curated record
UUCUAUACUCUGGGGUUAGUUACAUUUCAUGUGAAUUUAUUCUAGAAAAUCAAUCGUUUUCGAUUCGAAUAAAGUUGAACAAAAUUGAACGUUGAAUACUACGCAAAAUUCAAUCAACGGAAAGGUAAAGCGGUUGAACGAAAUUGAGUUUUGAAAAAGUCAUAAGUGAACUUGAAUUGUGACCGGCAGCCCGUGGUGUAAUUUUUUACGGUUUAUUAGCGAUUAUCAGCCAAUUAUUGAAAUCAUGGUAUCUUUCUGCGAGGUAGUUAACCAACAGCAGAUAGAUGUGGAGAAUGAAGUGCGUGACUCUUAUAAGCAAAUCGGAGAUGUAUACAUGAUAUUCAAUGAAUAUCAUAUUAACAAUGACACCGUGCGGAGUUACAACGCUGAAUUUGAAUCAAACAAUAGGCAGUACUUAGCAAAGAACACCUAAGAUUGAGGCGGAACUAGUUGAUUAUAUGGAAAGAAGCAACAAAAGUUGGGCGAUCAUCAAUAAAAAAAAUGUAGUGAUAUAUUGAGUCCGUUUCAAAACGUUUCUACAUUGUUGAGCGAUGCACAACGAAUUCUCAUCGAUGAUAUAUUGGGCAAAUGGAAACGUGAUCGAAUUUUGUUCCUCUACGGUGAAGAAAACUUACCUAGGACGACGAAAAUGAUCGAUAAUUUAAACAAUCUCAAAAGAACGCUCGACCAAAUUCAAACACAUUUCGAACAAUUGUUUGAAUUGGUUUGGUAUACGCGUGAAUUGUUAAGCCAAAUUCAUGACUGUUACUUUCACAAGGCAAAUGCUAGACCCCUAACGCCAUCUAUUGAUUUUUGUAGAAAUCAUUAAAAGAACUGAGCUUCAUGUCAAGUCUACUAUUAAGUCUAAACCUUAGACUUAACAGUGGACUUGACAUGAAACUCAGUACUUUACUUUAACUUAACUUACAUUUGAGCUACUUAAACUAACUUAAUAGCAAAACGUCAAACCAAAUGGUAGUUGUACUCGCUGUUGACGUCUAUUGUAUUUUCCUUGUGGUUACUUUUGUGCACACUUUAUGGAUACGCUCGAAGUGAAAAUCUCGCAUGAUUUCAACCUUAUGCUACAGAAAUUGAUGUUAGCGAGCUUUGUCAUAUGCGAACACCCAGAACAGGUGAUACAUAAGGACAGAAAGUAAGUCAUUAAAUUGAAAUCGAUUUUUGUUAGCAAAUUCUGCCAAAAAAAUCAGAGAUUACUAUGGAAUAUUUUGAUUCAUAUGGGAUAGAAAUAUCGCAUAAAAAUAACAGAUAUUUUUCACGCGUUCUGUUCAGCGAAACACAUAAAUACACAAUAGCGAUUCUGCACACACAAAGUCGCUGUUUUUUCGCUAUACUCUUCACACUUACUACUAAAUAUUAGAUAUUUUUGGACUCUGAACAUUGAAUGCGUUGAACGUUGAACACAACGCGUGAAAAAUAUCUGUUAUUUUAAUGCGAUAUUUUUAUCCUAUAUGAAUAAAAAUAUCCCAUAGUAAUCUCUGGUUCAAAUUUAUCGAUUUACAAUUGGCGAAAAUUACACAAAACACAGGAAUGGAUGUAAUGGACGAAAAAUUUGCGCUGCAAUUUCGAUGCUCGAUAAGAAUUCAAAACUAUCCAACAAUAUUUGAGCUAGUUUUUCUGCACUACAUUCAUAUUUUGUUAGAUUUAUUCGUGACUGCCGAGCAACAUACUUUCGUUUUCUUUUACAAGUGAUUUUCCAAUGUAGUUGUUUGACCAAUGUAGUUGUUAUCGGCAUAAAGAAUGUAUACAAUAUAUUAAUAGCAGUUUUACUGUUCGUUGUAGUUGUUUUUACUCAGUUGUCAAAUAUACUGUGUGUGUCAAUUUGUUCACUGGUCUGACUAAGUGUCAACUCAAUGUUAUCAAGCUCCUAACCUAUCAAUAGAACUUCCACGAAGUGUUUUGACUUUUGUACGUGCUUUAAUAUGUGCAAUUGAACGAUGCUAUGUUUAUCUUCCACUUCAUCCCGCUCAGCUGCGUCUGUCUUGGUCUGCGUCUGCCAAAUUAUGCCGAAUUAUUUCAAUUUUUUUUUCUCGUCGCAACCAUGUUGUCUUUCUACGAGAUAGUCAAUCAACAUCAGAUGAAUGUAGAAAACGAAGUGUGUGAUCUCUAUAAACAAAUUGGUGAUAUACUUAGGAUAUUUAAUGAAUAUCACAUUAACAAUGACACUGUAGAGAGUUACAACACUAAUUUCGAAUCAAAUACAAGGCAGUACGCAGAAUAUUCUCAACGAUUCCUUGAAUUAGAUUCGGAGCCCAGAACGCCUGCAAUUGCAGCGGAACUAGAUGCUUGCAUACAAAUGCGCGACAAAAUGUGGCAGAUCAUCAAUCAAAACAUCUUGAGUCCGUUUCAAAACGUUUUUACAUUAUUGAAUGAUGCACAACGAAUUCUCAUCGAAAAUGUGUUGGGCAAAUGGAAACGUGACCAAAUUUUGUUUCUCUACGGUGAAGAUAACUUACCGAGAACAAAGCAAAUGGUCGAUAAUCUAGGAAGUUUACUCGAUUAAAUUCAAACGCAUUUUGAAAAAUUGUUUGAAUUGGUUUGGUAUACGCGUGAAUUACUAAGCAAAAUUCAUGACUGUUACUUUCGUGCAAACUUUGUUGGUACACUGGCAGCAGAAGCUCAUGGCCUCAAUCGUAUACUACAGAAAAUGCUAUUAGCGGGUUUUGUCAUAUUCGAACAUCCAGAACAGGUCAUACAUAAAGAUAAAAGAUUUAAGGCAAAAGUGCGUGUACUUUUGUCUAAAUACAUUACACAAGUCAGGUUUCAGGUGAGUUUUGAUAAAUGUCAAGAUGAUGCCUUUCGGUCUAAGCUAUUGACAAAUGAUUGACAAAAUAACGAGAAAUUACGAACACGAUACUUUUCAUCCAGUCAAUGAAGAAAAAAAACCUUUGGAAUAAAUUUUUGAACAAAUCUUCUAACGAUUUUCCAUUUUCUUCACCACCGUACAGAGAGUCAAGUGAAACAACUGCACCAGCACCACAAACAACAACAAGAGCAGGACCAAUGGUUAACUCCGUUGAAUGAAAAAUUACACGACAUUCCCUACCCCAAUUUUGCCGCGUUUCCAUUGCCAUGCGAUAAUUUAGAGUUUAAUCUAACAGAUAUGAGACUAACGACAAUUGCGCGAACUCCAUUGAUGGGUGCAAUGGACGAAAAAUUUGCACUCCAAUUUCGAUGCUCAUUAAAAAUUAAAAAUGAACUAAAAUCGGAUAUUUGGACGACAUCGGUGCCAGUUGUGGUCACAACGAAUGUGAGUCAAGAUGCAGAAGGUUGGGCCGCCAUAACAUGGGAUAAUUCGUUCUUUGCAACCGAUCGAGAUCCAUUCACCGUUCCCGAAAGCGUCCCUUGGUCGCAUAUGAAGUGGGUUUUAUGCACGAGAUUCUUCUAUCAAACGGGCUGCCAUUUGAAUGAACAACACUUGCAAUAUUUGUAUAAAAAAAAUUUCGGACUUCCAUACGAUCCUUCCGGAGACGAUCGUUUCAUUUCAUGGCAUCAAUUUGCUAAAGAUAAAGGAACGAGAAAAUUCACAUUUUUCACUUGGUUCUACGAGGUUACAAAACUAAUACGAUCGCACCUGAGCAAAGAAUGGGAAAAUGGUCUCAUCGAAGGCUUUAUUAGCAUGGAUGAGGCGUCGGAAAAGCUUCAAUACUCUAAAUCGGGCACAUUUUUGCUACGAUUCUCGGACAGUACGCCUGGUGGCAUUUCAGUUGCUUCAUAUACAACAAUAGACAACGUUCUAGGAAUUCAUCAUAUGACACCGUAUGUUCGUAGUGAUUUCGAUAUAAAAAAGCCCCCCUGUACAAUUGGUGAUUUUAUUAAAGAUCUCUUCUACUAUACCCAUCUCUAUCCAAAUUUGGAAAAAGAUACAGUAUUCUGUUUCUAUUACACACCACCUAAGCGGCAGUCUGGACCAUAUGGCCCAAAAAAAUGCAUGGUAAUUGGGUAGGACAAUUCAAAAGAAACUUCGAGUCUCAACUAAAUCACUGGAAGAGAAUUAAUCACUGGAAAUAAUAAGAAAAAACUGGCGUAAGAUCAAGGCAAAACUAUCCAAUUUGAAUGUGCAGCGUAAUAUCAGUGAACAAACAUUAGUUGCUCAAAAUAGAUUGUUUGCUGUUUUUAAACUGCUACAAUUGCCGUUUAACUUCAAAUCGAACGAGGCAACAUAAAUGGCGUGUUGCGACCAAUGAACUAUAUCAGAAGUUAUCAUAAAAUCACAUACAGAAUACCACCACACUAGACUUUCUCUUGGUCGAUUUGAUUGGAUUAAAAUUUAAUUUUUUUCUCGAUUUAUUGACACGAGAGGCACUAAAAAGUAAAAAGAACGCAAUGAAAUUUCAAUAGAAAAUAGAAUUGAGAAUUAUUUGAAUUGAAAAAGGUAAAGAAACAUUUUUUAAUUGUAAGAAAAUCAUUUUAAUUAGUCAAGUUUUAUAGUCAAUAAAAAGUUUUAA